Molecule: messenger RNA, 2108 nt
Organism: Etheostoma spectabile (orangethroat darter)
Lineage: Eukaryota; Metazoa; Chordata; Actinopteri; Perciformes; Percidae
Gene: spg21
Product: SPG21 abhydrolase domain containing, maspardin
Exons: 9
Coding region: 333-1250 (305 amino acids)
Cellular component (GO): trans-Golgi network transport vesicle; cytosol
Molecular function (GO): CD4 receptor binding
Source: RefSeq, a predicted model, not a curated record
AGCCUAUACAGCCUGACAGCAAACCGUUACGAAAGGCUACAGCCCUGUACACUGUAGCAAAGAGGUUCUAAACCGUCUCUGACUGUAGCUAGUUAGCUAACCUCCAUUGUGUUGCAUGAUAACGUUAGGUUGUGUGUGUGUGAGACAGACAGACAGACAGACAGGCAGACAGGCAGACACGCAGCUGCGUGUUAUGCGUUAGGUAGGCGGUGGCAGAUUUGCGGAAGUAUGUGAAGCUGUAGUCAUAUGACCAGGCAGGCAGCCGGGGGAAAUGCUACCUAGAUAUGGAUAAAAUUCCUUGGACACGGUGACUAACAACCACAACGAGCACGAUGGACGAGAUUAAAGUGUCUCCUGACUAUAACUGGUUCAGAAGCACAGUGCCGCUGAAAAGAAUUAUUGUUGAUGACGAUGACAGUAAGGUGUGGUCGCUGUACGACGCCGGCCCAAAGAGCAUCCGCUGCCCCAUCAUCUUGCUCCCUCCAGUCAGUGGGACAGCCGAGGUGUUCUUCCAGCAGGUGCUGGCUCUGACGGGAUGGGGCUACAGAGUCAUCUCGCUGCAGUAUCCAGUGUACUGGGAUCUCAUGGAGUUCUGCGACGGCUUCAGGAAGCUUCUCGAUCACCUGCAGUUGGAUAAAGUCCAUCUGUUUGGAGCAUCCCUGGGAGGAUUCUUGGCUCAGAAGUUUGCAGAGUGCACACACAAGUCUCCCAGAGUGCACUCGCUGAUACUGUGUAAUUCCUUCAGUGAUACCUCCAUCUUUAAUCAGACGUGGACAGCCAACAGCUUCUGGUUGAUGCCAGCUUUCAUGUUGAAGAAGAUUGUUUUGGGGAACUUUGCCAAAGGGCCCGUGGACCCUAAAAUGGCAGAUGCAAUCGACUUCAUGGUUGACAGGUUGGAGAGUCUGAACCAAAGUGAGUUAGCAUCACGGCUAACACUCAACUGUCAGAACUCUUACGUGGAGCCGCACAAAAUCAAAGAUGUUGCUGUGACCAUUAUAGAUGUCUUUGAUCAGAGUGCUCUGUCGCUGGAGGCCAAGGAGGAGAUGUAUAAACUGUAUCCUAACGCCAGACGGGCUCAUCUGAAAACAGGAGGCAACUUCCCAUACCUGUGCAGGAGUGCUGAGGUCAACCUCUACAUACAGAUUCACCUGCGUCAGUUCCACGGGACGAGAUACGCUGCCAUCAGUCCUGCCAUGGUUAGUGCUGAGGAGCUGGAGGUGCAGGAGCAGGGAUCUGAACCCGACCAAUGACACCACACUUCCUCAACACUUUCUCUCGCUCUUCAGCAUUUCACCGGACCUAAUUAAAUUUUUAUGGACCUCAACAGUCAAUCAGCGAGUCAACUGAGAAUAUUUUUAUUUAACAGAUGAAGCAAUAUUUUGAUAAUGACCUGUACAUGGAUUGUACUUGGCCGCUUUGCUUUAAAAACGUAUGACACUUUGCCUUAUGUGGAAUGAAUUUGAUAAUUGUUGCACUCAUAAACUGCCUGAACUGUUUGCCUCAAGUGUUCAUUUCUAUUUGUAAUAUAUAUUGUGCUUAACAUGGUUUCCUGUUUGCAGAAAGAUGAACACUGCUUAUGUAGAGACGUAUAUUUGAAAGUGUUUGUUUAAUUCAAAGAGAUGAAAUUGCAUUUUUUUCCUCAAUUGUUUUUGAAUACAGUUACUUAUUUUAAAAUGUUACACGUGCAGUUAUUAUUUCCACUCAUGUGUCACAGUGGGGAGCUUUUACCAAUGUGACUCUGCCCUAAGGUUACAUGUUGUGCCUGGGAGCAGUGUCUUCUUAAAUCAAUCCAUCUGUUGAACUGCCAAAGCCUCUACCACUAAACACUUUCCUGUUCUGUUUUGACAAGCUGAAAAUCAAUCGUAGGUCCAAGACCACUACAACUACAACCUGGGGGUUCAUUCAGAGCUCCAAAUGUAGUGAUAACUGAUCACUUUUGUUUCUCUGCUUCUGAACACUUGUAGAAUAAAUGAUGUCCUGUGCCUUUGUAUAAUGCAAACAUGCUCUACACUGUGAAACAUUUCCAUUUCAUUUUGUCACUUUCUAGCAGAUGAAUCUUGAAAUCUGCUAAUGUCAUGUACAACCAAGGAGGAAGUGAAGAAUGUGCU